UAGUGUUUUGUUUUGCAUUUGCAUUUGCAUUUGUUUCGUGUUCGUGUAAGGAGUAGACUGUUGUUCCAGUUUUGUUUGUUGUCACAUAUAGUAUCAACGAUGCUACUGAUUUCUGUUGGAGGCAUAAUUUUUUUCACUUUAGUAAUUGAAUGCAAUGCAGCUACAUUCGAUUUAAUUAAUCCUGAUAUAAUUGCAAACAACGUGGAUCGGUCCAUCGACCUAGCAACGCAACUGGCAAAAUUAUCAUACAAAAUAACGCUGAAAAAUAAUGGGAAAGGUGAAGUGAAGAGUUUUUUGUUCGCAGUGGAGCCGAAUGUGAAAGAUAGUCUGUCAUAUAUAGGAGCACAGACAGGAGAUUCACUUAAAACUUCCCUGAAGCUUUUUGAUACUAAGGUUCAAGGCCAUGCUGAUAAGUUGUUCUGGCGAAUCGAGAUGAAAGAUGUUCUGAAGCCUGGAGAGACAGCUGUUGUGGAUGUAGAGACUGUCUAUACCCUUCAGCUUAUACCUCAUCCAGCUUCUAUCACACAAAAAGAUAAGCAGCUUGUAUUGUAUAAUGGCAACCAUUAUUUCUAUAGCCCUUAUCCUGUAAAAGAACAAAGUACAAUAGUGAACCUUGGUACAAGAAAUGUAGAGAGUUACACAAAACUAAAGCCAUCUUCUCAGUCUGAGAACAUCAUCACAUAUGGGUCAUAUGAGGAUGUUCCUCCAUUUUCUGUGGAUAAGAUGUCUGUUCAUUAUGAAAACAAUGCACCAUUCCUCACAAUCACAAACUUGGAAAGAGUAAUUGAAGUGUCUCACUGGGGAAAUAUUGCUGUUGAAGAAACCAUUGAUCUGAAACACAGUGGUGCUACCCUAAAGGGGCCAUUUUCUCGAUACGAGUACCAGAGGGAAACUCAGAGUGGCUUGUCCAGUGUCAGGUCCUUUAAGACUAUACUCCCAGCAGCUGCAGCUGAUAUAUAUUAUCGAGAUGAAAUUGGUAACAUCUCCACUUCUAAUAUGAAAAUUCUAAGUGAUUCUGUAGAACUUGAUCUUCGUCCAAGAUUUCCAUUAUUUGGAGGCUGGAAAACCCACUACGUUAUUGGAUACAAUGUCCCAAGCUAUGAGUACUUAUUUAAUAGAGGAGAUGAUUACUUGCUAAAAAUGCGCUUCUUGGACCAUGUGUUUGAUGAUAUGAUUGUUGAUGAAGUAACUACUAAAAUUAUUCUGCCAGAGGGUUCCCAGAAUAUGCAACUUACAACUCCAUAUCCUAUAGAACAUUUGCCUAAUUCUCUUCAUUUUACAUAUCUCGACAUAAAAGGAAGGCCAGUGAUAAUACUAAGAAAGAAAAAUCUUGUUGAGAAUCAUAUUCAGGACUUUCAGUUGCAGUACAAUUUCCCUCGAAUCCUAAUGUUGCAGGAGCCUUUCCUCAUUGUUGCAGCCUUUUAUCUUUUGUUUGUCUUCGUCAUUGUUUAUGUGCGGUUAGAUUUCUCCAUAACUAAGGAUGAAGUAGGAGAGAGUCGCAUGAGAGUUGCAGGUUACUGCGAGAAGGUACUAGCCCAUCAGGAUAAACGGGCCCUUACAUAUACAUACUACAAUGAGCAGUUGGGCAAGCUGAAAUCAUCCAAAGACAUUAACGCAUUUCUUACAUCAGUGAAGAACAUCAACCAUGAAUACAAGCGUGAAACUGCUCAUAUUGCUGACCUUUUGGUAAAACUAAAAGCUGAUGCCCCAGAUCUUGCUGAAAAGGUCUCAGAGCUGCAGAAAGCUGAUAAGCAUUUGAAAGAGUUGUACACGCAACACCAGAGUCUGUAUGUUGAUAAACUAGUACCAGGAAAGAUUGCUCGGCAGGCAUUUGUUGACACUGAGAAUCAAUUCAACAAGAAGAAAGAGGAGUGUGUAGAGAAAAUCAACACACUUGUUAAAUCACUACAAUAAAAAUGUGAUAGAGUAAUGAGGGAAAACUAUGUUCUUAUGGUACAGAUUUUUGUUAUUUUUAGACAAUCAAGAGGAGUUGUUUUUUUCAUGUCCACUUUCAAUUUGUGUGGUCACAUGUAUUAAUGAUUUUUACACAUCAAGAUUAGCAUGCUAAGAGUGCUUGUGUAUAUAUGGAUGUAUCUUGUUCAUGAAAAUUAAGAAAAUCAAAUUAUAUGACUGCCACAUAAAGUUACGAAUUGUUCCAAUCUUGCUGUAAUGUGAAUUAGGUCAUAUCUUGUGCAUGCUAGUUCCCCCCCUUAAUUUCUUUCUUUCUACAAUGCGGGCCCAUUUGAUAAAAAAGCCCAUUCUGAACCAUGAGAAUGUCAAUAAAUACAAUGAAAUAUGACAAGGUAUAGGCAAGGUCUUAAUAUUUAAUAUAUGUAUAGGAUUCUUGUGAUAUAUUUACAUUUAUUAUAUUGCACUCAAAAUUCAAAUUAGUCUGUUGCAUACUAAUAACUUCCUCAUGUAGCUGAAGUUUCACAGAAAGAUGACAUCCUUUUGAAAUUCUGAAACAAGUUAUGAAGGAUCUGUAACACAUUAUUUAUAUGUUUUCAAUUCUUCUUGCUUGUCCCACAGUCAUGCAAUUUGCUAGAUUACAUAAAAAAAUUACAAGAAUAUUUCUGUAUCAAAGUUUUACUAGAGUAAACACACUUUCUUAUCUUACAGAAGAAAUUGAUGUCUAAGGUUCGACAGUUCAUACAAAAUGUACAAAAUAGCAAUGAGUAAGAAACAAGUUUUUUGUGCUUUUAUGGCACCUGUACAUGUAAGUGAACACUCCAUGAUUUUUCUCCCACAAAAAUGGUACACUCAAAAUAAAUAUACGGAAAUCAAAGGAUAAUGUAUGUUCAAUUAAAACACUAAAAGAAAACAUCAAGAGACAGAAACUAAAAUAUUCUGAUAUAAAAGUGCAACAGCAGCUCUACUUCAGGACAAGAAAUUAAUGCAUUUUCAUGUUUGCAGUCUGAGCACACCAAGAAUACUGCAUAAUUAAGCAUAAAAUAAAUUGUUAUCCAAGUUUUUCCAUAUCCCUUUAGGAUGCAGUGGCACAAAGAAAGUAAAAAACAAAACUAAGCAUUUUAAAAAACAUGCUUUGCUACAAUCAACAUGGCAUUUACAACUAUGUUAAUACACAACUUAUGGGGGGAGGGGGGGUGUCCGGCAGUCAGGGUACUGCUUGCAAACAGUUCCCUAUUGCAUAGCAUUGCUAAUUGGUUGCUGGACUUUCAUCAUACACUAGGUCCAUGUUCCUUUCAAUAUAUUUAGUCUUUCUUACAUAUGUAAAAGCAAAUGUUACACUUAGUUUAUUUUGACAGUCUUUAAAAAAAUCUAGCUGACUUGUACAUCCAACAUUUAACAACGUGAAUUGAACAAAAUUAAAAUCAGUGUGAAAUAAAAAAAUUAUAGUGUUCUAAGUUAAAAUGUAAUAAAACUUGCAAAACUUUGGCUUUUGAAAAGUAAGAGUAAUAAACUGUAAUCCUACUUUCCAGUUAUUGGCUUGAUAAAUUGUAAUCUUCCAUGAAAAUAAAGUUUAUAUGACAAAA
Zootermopsis nevadensis is the source of this 3494-nucleotide messenger RNA. Its product is annotated as dolichyl-diphosphooligosaccharide--protein glycosyltransferase subunit 1. NCBI's taxonomy places the organism in Eukaryota, Metazoa, Arthropoda, Insecta, Blattodea, Termopsidae. Gene Ontology annotation, cellular component: membrane; oligosaccharyltransferase complex. The record is from RefSeq and is a predicted model, not a curated record.